This is a messenger RNA of Gongylonema pulchrum, 459 nucleotides long. NCBI's taxonomy places the organism in Eukaryota, Metazoa, Nematoda, Chromadorea, Rhabditida, Gongylonematidae. The record is from the annotation of a GenBank genome assembly.
AAAGAAGAGAAAUCCGUGGAUUCAGCUCGUGGAUUGUUGUGGACAGAGCGGCUGCCUGUCAUCGAUGGUGAAGAUGGGGUACUGCAAGUGAGCAAAUCCGACUUCAUUUCACUGCAACCGUAUCAUUUUAUCGCCGAUCACGACUGUAAACUUAUCCAGUGUGGCAAAGGACUGUACUCCGCAUUAAAUGUGGAGAAAAAAUUGAAGCUGAAAGGUCAGAUGAUAAUCCUGGGUGGUGGCAAUCGUCUGCUGUACAUUGGCUCACCUUAUAUAAGCACUAUUCCGGAACUGCUGGACUGUGGGAUGCGCCUAGAAGCAAUGCCUUUGCAUGAUGUUACCCGUGACGUAAUACUGACCAACCAACAGCGCCUUUCGGAUGUCGAAAUGAAGUUUGUCCUUGAUUACUCCAAAAUUGCAGUAUUUCUUACGGCGUGUCCUAAUCUGCAGGUUAAUCGAUAA